Nilaparvata lugens (brown planthopper) is the source of this 633-nucleotide messenger RNA. RefSeq names its product DNA damage-inducible protein 1-like. Gene Ontology annotation, biological process: proteolysis. The record is from RefSeq and is a predicted model, not a curated record. The coding region runs from base 1 to 633 and encodes 210 amino acids. The transcript has a single exon. Lineage: Eukaryota; Metazoa; Arthropoda; Insecta; Hemiptera; Delphacidae. Gene Ontology annotation, molecular function: aspartic-type endopeptidase activity.
AUGGUGACGACAGACAAAGCUGCGGUGGUGAGAACUAGGAACCAGCUUCAAGUGGAACCAGAGUCGCAGUUCGACAACAGGCUGUAUACCACAGUCGAGGUAGCUGGCCACCAAUAUCGAGCUUUACUCGAUACAGGAGCUGAAUCCAACUACUUAAGCUUGGCAACGUUUGCAAGCUUAGAAGCAGCUGGAUGUGCAAGGAGAACUCUGACAGAGAGGGGUGUGAUCUUGGCAAAUGGAACAGCGGCACGGCUGUAUGGGAAGGUGGAAAUCAACCUGAAAGUCGGCCAAGAACUGCUACCCACAGUGAUGACAAUCAUGGAGGGAUUAUCACCCGAAUUUUUAUUCGGUAUGCAGUUCUUGCAGGAGCACAGGGUGAAAAUCGACACGCGCACCUGCACCGUGGAGUGGGAGCCCCAACCCAGGGAGAAGAGUGCUCCAACCACACAGAAAACUGUGAGGGCCCGAGGUAGAGAGAUGAAGUCUGGUGCAGCUGCGAUAGACAUGCAAGGAAAGUGUCCGCAACCCCAGGAGACACACGUCUUCAUGCUGGUACGUGUCCAAGAUGUCUGGCUUAAUGCACUGGUCGAUAUCGGGGCUGAGUCAUCCUAUGUCUCUGGAGAGGCAGCAUGA